Molecule: messenger RNA, 6487 nt
Organism: Balaenoptera musculus (blue whale)
Lineage: Eukaryota; Metazoa; Chordata; Mammalia; Artiodactyla; Balaenopteridae
Gene: CRYBG1
Product: crystallin beta-gamma domain containing 1
Exons: 22
Coding region: 69-6380 (2103 amino acids)
Source: RefSeq, a predicted model, not a curated record
UCUUCCACAAGGGCCGGGCGGCGGAGACGGCAGCAUCCAAGCAGCCGGAGGAGGAGGCAGACGAGAAGAUGCCACUGUCGCUGCCACCUCAGGGCGACCACGGGGAGUCCAGUCCGUCCAGGACCCCCAAGAAGCACACCUCUUUCCAUAUCUGGCGCUCCAAGAAGAAACAGCAGCCUCCGCGGUCUGACUGCGGGGUGUUCAUUCCGCACCCGCCCCCAGCGCCCCUCGGCGAGGCCAGAGCUUUGGAGGUAGUGGAUGGAGGCCGUGUGGCUGGAGAGUGCCAAGAAUUUACAUUGCACUUCGGGGAGUCCCGGUUCUUUCACACCACCUGUGAGGUGCCUGGUCCUUCACGUACAGAGUCUGGAAUGUUUAAAAAGUCCAGCGCACAACCACCAGAAGAGAAUAAAAGGAAACCAGUUUUGGGAAAACUCGGCACUCUGUUCACGGUAGGAAGGAGAAGGAACACCAGAAACGGGUUAGAAAGUCCCACCAGCUCAAAUGCCAAAUCAGUCUCUCCCAAAGAAGUAACCUCUUCCAAACUCCCCGAAACAGAGACUGAGAAGAGUCAACUUCGGGGCAGCCAACGAAAGCAGACAGACACGUGCGAGGAGGGCUCCCCCAAGGAGAAAUGCCAGGAGCCGAAGGGCCAGCGCCCCGAGGGCUGCGUCCAGGCGGCCCACCCGGACGCCGAGAGGUCACCUGGCUCGGGCAGCCGUGCCAAGGAGGCGGCUGUGCAGCAGGGCCAUGAAAGUGAUUCACCCCAAUUAGAACUAAUGGAGGCAGAGGGAGAGACUUUCCCAGCUGCCACCACCGCUGCCAAGCAGCUUCAUUCCUCACUAGAGAAUUCCUCCGGGCAGGAGAACGCAGAGACGCUCGCCCGUACUCCGGGGGAGGACGCUUCGCCCGGCGCUGGCCGCGAGCAGGAGCCAGCUCGGGGAGCGAGGGGCGUGCCGGGCUCGCCCGCCGGGGCCGCCCGCGUGUGUGCCCAAGGAGGCUCUCCGGAGCACCAAGACGCGCCGAGCCAGCCCCCCGAGGACGCAACGGCUCUUGCAGGCCGCCGUCCCGCUGAGGGCGCAGAGAACCAGGCGGGUUCGGCGCCUGCAAACAGCAAAGCCGACCCCCCGGGGCGAGACUGUCGGCCCCGCGAGCGCGCCCACCCCGCCAAAGUGUUGACUCUGGACAUCUGCUUGAGUAAGGCUGAGGUGGCGCGGGUGGACAAGCCGGUCGUGAUCAGUCCCGGGGCUGAAGAUUCCGGCGAUUGCGAAGAUAUGGAGAAGAGGUCGAGCGGCCGAAAGUUGGGGAGGCGGCGGAGGUCGCAGAAAUCCACCGACUCCCCCGGUGCUGACCCGCCGCUGCCCGACUGCGCGCCCCGGAACGACGCGGUCUUCGACAACGAGGUGGCGCCAAACGCGGCCGCCGGGAACGGCUCUGCUGAAAAGAAAGUGAAAUCUCCGCGGGCGGCCCCCGACGGGGGCGUUGCCUCUGUUUCCGGCCUAGAGUCCAAGCCCAGCCCCGACCCCAAAGGGCAGCCGCUAGCGGAGUCGGAGCGGAGCAAACAGCCGGCGCCCGCCUCGUCCCCCACCAAGAGGAGGGGCCGAAGCCGCGUUCCAGAGGCCGUGCCCACCUCACCCGCCGGCGGCGCGCGGGCUCCGGCCAAGGACUCCACUCCCAGGAGGGCGUCCGGCCCCGGCCCCGGCCCGGCCGCCAAGGAGAGAGGGGAGGAGGCGGCCCGGGUCAUCUGCCGCAAGCUUAUCGUGAAGAGCAGCUCGCUGCUGCCCGAGAUCAAGCCCGAGCCCAAGAGCGGGCCGCUCCCCAACCUCUUCGACGGCCGGGGAGAGGGAAGUCGAAGCAAAGAGCUGGGCAGAUCGGUCGGAGGUUCUGACGCCGACGGCUUGAAGCCCAGGAACCAUUUCGGUGUGGGCAGAUGGACAGUGACCACUAAAGUGACCAUCCCUGCCAAGCCCAAACAUGUGGAACUAAAUCUUAAAACCCCUAAGAAUCUUGGCAGUUUGGGAAACAGGCAUAAUCCAUUUAGCCAGCCAGUUCACAAAGGAAACACUGCCACCAAAAUCUCCUUAUUUGAAAACAAGCGGCCAAACAACAGCCCAAGACACACUGACAUUCGAGGUGCGAGGAACACUCCUGCCUCUAAUAAAACAUUUGUCGAGAGGGCACAGCUGAAUUUAGUCAAAAAAGCCAAGGGAAUGGAGCAGCCUGAAAAGAAGGUAAUGCCAGAUAGUCACCAGAAUGGUGUGCUGGGGAAGGAAACCUCUGCAGAAGCCAAAGUUACUGUUCCUGAAGAGGAGACUCCUGGUUCUCAGCUUAACCAAGGUGAUAAGGUAGAUGGGCAAACAGAUGCUGGCUGCCCUUCUGAACCAGUGGUUACUGCUCUGAUUCCUGUUAAGGACCACGAGCUCUUAGGAGAGGACGACUCAAAGGCUGCUGACAGCAAAAGACUUGAACGUGAAAAUAUGACUGAUACAGCACAAGACAGCCCUGCCAUUCUUGAGGCCAAAGAUUCGCCUCCAACAGCCAUACCAAAGCCACAGGAUGGAUUUUCUGACUCACAGCACCCAGCUGGGUCAUCUAAUAGGCCUUCUCUUUCACUGGCUGCCCCCAUUCCUGUGGAUGAUCCCAAAGACACACGUGCUCAAGCUCCUGUAAGCAGUUUUCCGUGCACUGAUCUAAAAGUGUCAGAAAACCAUAAUGGAUGUACUCUGCCUGUGUCUCAUCAGAAUAAUGAGAUGUCCCCCUCUAGACUUGCAGGAGGAGGAGGGGGAGAAAGAAGCCCUCCUUUGUCCCCAGAGCACAGCCUGGCAGCUAUGGGAAAUGAGUGUUCAUCCAAGGUCCUUGUCCAGGUCAGGUCCUUCGUGCUCCCUGUGGAGAACACCAAGGAUGUCCGCUCUCGGAUCAUCUCAGAUAGCUCUGAAGUUAGAGAAGCACAGUUGCCAAGCUGUCACAAUAAUGAACUUGAAGUGGUUUCUGUUGCAAGUGGUACUCCCCAGAAAGAGGAAGUACAGGGCAAUAAGAGCACAUCACCCAAACACAUUCAUUGCACAGAGGAACAUGUAGCAAAAUCUGGCCCACAAGUCAUGCCGCCCGAAUCAGAAAAAACUCUGCCUAUUCAGGGCAACGGAAAACCCCUGAAGACUGAAUCCAGCACCACCAGCUACCCUGGCAACAGAAAUCAUUUAGAAACCCCUCAAAGACCCGAUCAAAAUGUUGUAAAUGGCCAGGACAGUCCUGCCAGCCUUUUGAACAUUUCUGCUGGUAGUGAUGAUAGUGUUUUCGAUUCUUCUUCUGAUAUGGAAAAAUUCACUGAGAUUAUAAAAAAGAUGGACAGCGCAGUUUGUGUGCCCCAGAAGAAAAAGAAGGCCAGGAUGCCAAACUCCCCUGCCCCUCACUUCGCCAUGCCUCCUAUUCAUGAGGACAAUUUAGAAAAGGUGUUUGAUCCCAACGUGUUUACCUUUGGUUUGGGUAAGAAAAAGGAAGGCCAGCCAGAAAUGUCACCGGCUUUACAUUUGAUGCAGAAUCUUGACACCAAAUCCAAACUGAGACCCAAACGUUCAUCCACCGAACAGUGUGUCCUUUUCAAGUCCUUGCAAACUCACACUAAUGGGAAAGGCGAGCCUCUGGCAGCUCCAGAAGUAAAUGACAAGGAGAACAGGGAUGUCACAAACGGUGGAGUCAAGAGAUCGAGGCUAGAAAAAAGUGCACUUUUCUCAAGCAUGUUAUCUUCUUUACCACAAGACAAAAUCUUUUCUCCCUCUGUAACAUCAGUCAAUACCAUGACCACAUCUUUCGACACCGCUCACAACAGUUCUCUUUCUCGGCCUUCCGUGCUACAGCCCGUGGCUGAGGGUGCCCCACCCUGUGGUUCAGAGAAAGAACAGCCAAGUCUGCCACCCAGCAACAUAAUGGUCUUCAAUUUCAACUCGUCAGAUACGUCUCAUUCGGGAUUGGAAAGUCUGAGCUCCGUGGAAAAGUACCUGCAAAAAGAGGAAACCAGAAAAGAUCUGGAUUCACGAAGCAACCUACCCGUGCCAAAAACUACAUUUUCUGAAUUUUCAAAACUGAAGAACAAUGGUGAUAUGGAAAAGGCUAAUCAUAUUGAAAGUGUUCUUAAAUCGAACUUGCCGAGCUAUGGAAGCAGUGACACAGACUUCCCCGGUCUUUUCAAAUCCACCCGGUUUGACCCAAGCAUUUCUUUUUCUGGAAUGUCAUUAUCAGAUACAACAACACUUAAAGGAAGUGUCCAGAAUAAAAUCAAUCCCCGACCUGGAAAGGUGGUGAUAUACGGUGAACCCGACGUCUCAGAGGAGUGCAUUGAAGUGUUCAGUGACAUUGAGGAUUGCAGCUCUUGGAGCCUCUCUCCUGUAAUACUGGUAAAAGCUGUUAGAGGAUGCUGGAUUUUGUAUGAGAAACCAAAUUUUGAAGGACACUCCAUCCCCUUAGAAGAGGGAGAAUUGGAACUGUCUGGUCUCUGGGAUGUAGAAGAUGUUUUGGAAAGAAGCGAUGACGAGGCAGAGUCGGCUAAGCCUGUGGUGAUUGGUUCAAUCAGACUUGUGGUCCAGGAUUACAGAGUUAGUCAAAUUGACUUAUUUACUGAACCAGAAGGGUUAGGACUUCUAAAUUCCUACUUUGAUGAUACUGAAGAAAUGCAGGGGUUUGGUAUGAUGCAGAAGACUUGUUCCAUUAAAGUACAUUGGGGCACAUGGCUGAUUUACGAAGAGCCUGGAUUUCAGGGUGUCCCUUUUAUCCUGGAACCUGGUGAAUACCCUGACUUAUCCUUCUGGGAUACAGAGGAGGCGUACAUUGGAUCCAUGCGGCCUCUGAAAAUGGGUGGCCGUAAAGUUGAAUUCCCUAUAGAUCCAAAGGUAGUUAUUUAUGAAAAGCCUUUCUUUGAAGGAAAAUGUAUGGAACUAGAAAAAGAGGUGUGUAAUUUUAUCAUGGAAGGAGGUGAAACAACUGGAGAUGAACAUUUGCCCCUUACAUCAGUGGGAUCUAUGAAAGUUCUAAGAGGCAUUUGGGUCGCUUAUGAGAAGCCUGGCUUUACUGGUCAUCAGUAUUUGCUUGAAGAAGGAGAAUAUAAGGACUGGAAUGCCUGGGGAGGCUACAGUGGAGAACUUCAGUCUUUACGACCUAUAUUAGGUGAUUUUUCAAAUGCUCACAUGAUAAUGUACAGUGAAAAAAACUUUGGAUCCAAAGGUUCCAGUAUUGAUGUAUUAGGAAUUGUUGCUAAUUUAAAGGAGACUGGAUACGGAGUGAAGACACAGUCUGUUAAUGUACUGAGUGGAGUAUGGGUAGCCUAUGAAAAUCCUGACUUCACAGGAGAACAGUAUAUACUGGAUAAAGGCUCUUAUACCAGCUUUGAGGACUGGGGAGGCAAAAAUUAUAAGAUCUCUUCUGUUCAACCCAUAUGUUUGGAUUCUUUCACCAGCCCAGGGAGACGAAAUCAGGUUCACUUGUUUUCGGAACCACAGUUUCAAGGUCGCAGUCAGUGUUUUGAAGAAACAACAAGUCAAAUUGAUGAGUCAUUUUCUGCCAAGUCUUGCAGAGUUUUAGGAGGCAGCUGGGUUGCAUAUGACGGAGAAAAUUUCUCGGGUAAUCAGUACGUGUUGGAGGAAGGCCACUAUCCUUCGCUGUCUGCAAUGGGAUGCCUGCCUGAAGCAACUUUCAAGUCUGUUCGUUUUAUAGAUUUCGAAUUUUCUGAACCAACAAUUAUUCUUUUUGAAAGAGAAGACUUCAAAGGAAAAAAGAUUGAAUUUAGUACAGAAAUAGUUAAUCUCCGAUCCCUAGGAUUCAACACGCACAUACGCUCUGUUCAGGUGAUUGGUGGCAUAUGGGUUACUUAUGAAUAUGGCAAUUACAGGGGUCGACAGUUCCUAUUGUCACCAGCAGAAGUACCUAAUUGGUAUGAAUUCAGUGGCUGUCACCAAAUAGGUUCUCUACGACCUUUUGUUCAGAAACGAAUUUAUUUCAGACUUCGAAACAAAGCAACAGGGUUAUUCAUGUCAACCAAUGGAAACUUAGAGGAUCUGAAGCUUCUCAGAAUACAGGUCAUGGAGGAUGUCGGUGCUGAGGAUCAGAUUUGGAUUUACCAAGAAGGAUGCAUCAAAUGCAGGAUAGCAGAAGACUGCUGCCUGACCAUCGCGGGGAGCCUAGUAACCUCUGGCUCUAAACUGGGCCUGGCGCUCGAACAGAGCGUCGACAGUCAGUUCUGGAGCAUGAAGUCUGACGGCAGGAUCUAUAGCAAGCUGAAGCCAAAUUUAGUUUUAGAUAUCAAAGGGGGUACACAGUAUGAUCACAAUCACCUUAUCCUCAACAGUGUCAGCAAAGAGAAGCUAACACAAGUGUGGGAAGCCAUGGUCCUAUAGACCUGAAUUAAAGAAUGCAGGAGGAAUAUUUCUGGAGGUCUUUCGGCUACCUUAUUUAAACAAAAAAAAAAAAAAAAGAAAAAACAAGGACUGCAGACAGAAGCACC